Molecule: messenger RNA, 1320 nt
Organism: Debaryomyces fabryi
Lineage: Eukaryota; Fungi; Ascomycota; Pichiomycetes; Serinales; Debaryomycetaceae
Exons: 1
Coding region: 1-1320 (439 amino acids)
Biological process (GO): nuclear envelope organization; lipid homeostasis
Cellular component (GO): nuclear envelope; nuclear membrane
Source: RefSeq, a predicted model, not a curated record
AUGUCUGAUGAAUCCUCAUCGUUUAAUCUUUCAUUUUUGAGCCCCUCUACGUUUAAUAGUGGAUCGACAAGUAGGGCAGAAAUAAAGCUGGUCUCAACACCUAUCAAUUCCAAAAAGAAUGCAAACGAAUUGUCUCCAGUAGAUCUUGAUGAAAUAACGAAAAAUUCGAAUCCAAGAACUCCAAAUUCCAAAAAUGAUGUGAAACAGGAUAAAUUGCAUUCUAUAUUAAAAAGUGGUCGUAACAAAUCUUCAUCCAGGAGACAACUUGAAGAAUACUCAAUCACAGAGUCAUUAUUGAAGAAGCAUCCUGAAUUGAAGCUUGCAGCUAAGAAUGGGGACAUAAAUCCUGUGAAAGGAGCACGAGUGAUAUUUUCUCCCACAAAGGAAGUCUUAUCGUACCGAAAUGACUAUUUUGAUGACUAUAGCGAAGAAGAAUCCGUCAGUAAUUUGAGGAAAAUUCGGAAGAACAAAAGCAAAAACAAUUAUGAUGAAGAUCGUACGAUUGACUUAACAAACGAGAAUAAUAAUGACAAUAAGGACACAGCAACAGAAGCAAAAGAGAAAACAAGUAUUUUGAGUAAAAUUGUGAGUGAUCCAAAUAUACCGUAUGUGCUUUCGUUAUAUCUUCAACUACUUUUCAAUCUUUUAUUAAUAGGAACCAUAUUGUACCUACUCUUCAUAUUCAUCAGAACUAUAAAAUCAGAUAUAAGCCACAAGCUUGAAACGUACACCUCCGAUGCAAUUCAAGAAAUUUCUCUUUGUUCACGAGAAUAUUAUAGAAAUAAGUGCUCAAUUGAGGAUGGCCAGACGAGGGUGCCUGCUUUGGAAAAGGCUUGUACCAUGUGGAGUAAAUGUAUGAAUCGAGACCCCCAGCUAAUUGGUAAAUCGAAAAUUACAGCAGAAACAUUUGCGGAUAUAGUCAACGGGUUUGUUAAGCCUAUAACAUGGAAAUCGUUGUUCUUUAUGAACUUCAUGAUAUUCGGGAGUUUAUUCAUUACAAAUAUAGCUUUGGGAAGCUAUAGAAACUCUUCAGCGUUUACUAAUGCUUCAAAGAAAGAACUUACGGAGAUGCAAAAGGAAUACGAAAAAAAGUUUGAAGAACAAAAUAAAUUACUCCUAGAAUAUAGAAACCAACUACGUGAUCAAAAUGAUACAUCAAUGAACAAUACCAAUUCCUUCAUCACCACCUAUGCGGGAAAUACUCCUAAUAUGAAUAGAAUACAUCCUUCGCAAUCCUACAAUCAAAUAAUGUUACAUGACCAUAAUAAUACCCAUUCGUAUGCAUCGCCUGUAUUAAAUAGAAACAACCCAUAUAAAUGA